UCUUCUUUCUUUCUUCAACCAAAAAAAAAAAAAAAACUCUCUAAUUAUUCUUCUUCUGUAUCAAUCAAUCAAUCUCUUUCUGUUCUUAAUUUCUUCAUCUUCAUCACUCUCUUCUUUUGUUUUGUUGUGAAAGAUUUUCAUCUUGAAAAUCCUGUGUAGAAAAAAUGGAAGAACCAAUUGUUGUUAACAAAGGUGAAGAUCAAACUCUUGAUCUUCCUCCAGGUUUCAGAUUCCAUCCAACAGAUGCUGAGAUAAUUGUUUGUUAUCUCACUGAAAAGGUUAAAAAUAGCAAAUUCAGUGCAACUGCUAUUGGUGAAGCUGAUUUGAACAAGUGUGAACCUUGGGACUUACCAAAGAAAGCAAAGAUGGGAGAGAAAGAAUGGUACUUUUUUUGUCAGAAAGAUAGAAAAUAUCCAACAGGUAUGAGAACAAAUAGAGCAACUGAAUCUGGUUACUGGAAAGCUACAGGAAAAGACAAAGAGAUUUAUCACAAAGGAAAAGGAAUCCAAAACCUUGUUGGUAUGAAGAAGACUCUUGUGUUCUAUAAAGGAAGAGCUCCAAAAGGAGAGAAGACUAAUUGGGUUAUGCAUGAAUUCAGAUUGGAAGGCAAAUUUGCAACUCACAAUCUUCCCAACAAAGAAAAGGAUGAAUGGGUUGUGUCAAGGGUUUUUCACAAGAACACAGAUGUUAAAAAACCUCAAAUUUCUUCUGGUCUUUUAAGGAUAAACUCAAUUGGUCAUGAUGAUCUUCUUGAUUAUUCUUCACUUCCACCUCUCAUGGAUCCUUCUUACACAAAUGAUGAUUUCAAAGGAAUUACCACAAAUCAACAAAUUUCAUCAACUAAAUCACAAUCAGAUGGAUAUUAUCUUCCAAGCUUCUCCAUCAACAAUAAUCAACAUCAAUUUCUCAUCAAGCCAGAAGAUAAUUACCAUAGAAUCAACUAUGAUCAACAUGAGAUUAAUCCAACCAUGAUGAACUACACUUCCAUUUCCAACCAAUCCAAUCUCAACAACCCAAUUGGAAACACUUUACCACAACCUCAAAUCCGAAUCCAAAAUCCAAACUUGAACUACUUUAUGUAUCAAAAUAGGAUGCAAAGUUCCAUGCCAACAAAUGUUUAUGGCUCAGGUAAGAAUAAUGAGUGCAAGGUGGAACAAUUCUCUUCAAACCAAUCACAAGAUACAGGUCUCAGCAAUGACACUUCAUCGGCUGUAUCGAAACUAGACAUGGAAAGGAAUAGGGCAUUGUAUGAUGAUCUUGAAGGUCCUUCAUCAGUUGCACCUCUCUCAGAUUUGGAUAGUUUUUGGGACUAUUGAAGUUGAAGAAUCUUGAAGAAGAUGAUGAGAGGAAUUGAAGAUAUAGUUUGCGAUCCAUGGCUUUUUUUAUCUUGGGAUCAUAAGCAUCAUAGAUAUAGUAGUUGCAUACCAAAUUAUAUAUGUUUUGUUUGUUUUUUAUUAUAAAAAAAAAUACUGAUUUAUUUACAUUUAUAUUAUAAACAUUAUUAGGAAUCAUAGGAAAGUUCUUGGAUAUACAUAUAGUGUAUAGAUUUAUGAUGAUAUCCAAGACUUUUCAGUGUUAAUUAGUUUAUUAUUAUUAUUAUUCAUAGAUUUUAUCGAGAGGACUUGAAAAAUCAUGUACAUCUUCUAUAUUCUUUUGUUA
This is a messenger RNA of Medicago truncatula (barrel medic), 1659 nucleotides long. RefSeq names its product NAC domain-containing protein 87. Bases 165 to 1316 code for a protein of 383 amino acids. Lineage: Eukaryota; Viridiplantae; Streptophyta; Magnoliopsida; Fabales; Fabaceae. The record is from RefSeq and is a predicted model, not a curated record. Gene Ontology annotation, biological process: regulation of DNA-templated transcription. The transcript is spliced from 3 exons. Gene Ontology annotation, molecular function: DNA binding.